Messenger RNA from Chrysoperla carnea, 1030 nucleotides. RefSeq lists its product as uncharacterized. NCBI's taxonomy places the organism in Eukaryota, Metazoa, Arthropoda, Insecta, Neuroptera, Chrysopidae. Bases 27 to 620 code for a protein of 197 amino acids. The transcript is spliced from 5 exons. The record is from RefSeq and is a predicted model, not a curated record.
AGCAAGAAUUAUCCAAAUAUAAAGAAAUGCACGAUACUGUUAUUCGAGAAUAUCGUGAUACUUUACAAAUGAACGAAACUGAAUUUAACAAAGAAAUUGAAGAUUUAAAAAAUAAAUCCAACGAACUGAAAAAAGAUAUGACUUUGAAAAUUGAUGAAAAACAAAAGGAAAUUGAUAAACUUCAAAUGGAAGUGAAUCAAAUGAAAACACAAAUUGAUGAAUAUGCAAAAGAGAUUAAGACCUUAAAAGAGAAUUCAGAUGCGGCAAAUAAAGCGAUAAUAUUUAAUGAAAAAGAUAUACCAACUCAAUCCGAAGAUGAUUUAGAUUCUACACCAAAUAAUGAAAUCAUGCAUAGCACUCCAAAAGGAAAUCAUGGAGAAAAUUCAGAUACUGAUAGCUCACAAGCUUCAUUUAGAUUUGAUACGAAGGUCUUUUCCCGACGAACUAAUCCAUUUUCUCAACCAUUUGGAACAAAACGGAAGAAUCCAUUAGAAUCUCCCAUAAGCAAGAGACUUAAUACGGGGAAUAUUUUCUCCAUACCAGAUUCAUCAUCCGGAGACAAAGCAUCUAAAGAAAUUCCAAAAAAAGUUGGAAAUCGUGUUUUUCGAAAUACAAAAUAAUUGUUAAUUUAUUUAUCUGCUUUAAGGCAUUAUUAGAAUUUGCAUUUUUUGUUUAAAAUUUUUUUUUUUUUUAAAGUUUAAUAAUUUGUAAUCAGAGAACAUUGUUAAUCAAUUACUCCAAAAAACUUCCUGUUUAAUAGUACAAAUUUUUAUCGCCAGUUGGCGGGAUUUAUCUGAUUUGAAUUUGAAUAUUUUUAUUGGCCCUAAAAAAUGGCAAGUACAAGUAUAGCCAUAUGGUAGUCGAAAUUGUAACUACUGAGUUCGGGGCUUCUUCUGAUUUUAAUUAGUACGAAUUUUUAUCGCCAGUUGGAGAGUUGCAACUGCUAGUUAUCAAUAGGAAAGAAUUUAGAGAUUUAAGCCUCGUUUAGUGGAGUACAUAUGAGAGAACAUUGUUAAAUUAUAACUUAACC